Molecule: messenger RNA, 1053 nt
Organism: Aureobasidium uvarum
Lineage: Eukaryota; Fungi; Ascomycota; Dothideomycetes; Dothideales; Saccotheciaceae
Source: the annotation of a GenBank genome assembly
AUGGCCGAAGCCGACGCUACCGGCAACGAUGUCGCCAACAGAGUGAUGCGCCGGCUGGAGGUGUCCAAGAUCAAGCAUGGCUGGGAGAACCUCAGCAUCGAUACCAUCGAGCCGCACAUUGACCAACAACUCAAACGCAAACGGACCGCCUCGAGCAUCAACGACAGCUACUCGGACACGUCCUCCAGCGUCUCUAGCCGCUUCCACUCCAUCGGCGGCAUGGCCUCAUCGCCCUUGACCGCCCCCAUCUUCUCCGACGACAUGCCUCGGCUAGGCAGCUCUCACAGCAGUGUCCAUGGCAGCACCCACAGCAGCAAACGCCCGAGAUUUGCCGACGUCCACAGAUAUCCUGCAUCGAGCAGUCAGACUGGUCGCAAGACUCGCAGUGCUCUGGCCGUCCAGUCUUGGAAGAGGACACACAGGCUUCCAGAGUCGUCUCCUGUAUACCACAACAGGACCGCCGUCUUUCCUUCGACCCUCCACGUCCCAAAGCUGUCUUUCAUCUCGGAAGGUUCUAGCCUCAUCGACGACGCUCCCUCUCCCGAACUCUCCGAGGACGACGACACCGAUCUUCCCGUACACUCAUUCAAUGUCGACAGCGACCUCUACAAUAUUCGCUCAUCACCCCCAAAGACGCCACCUCCUCAACACCGCUUCUCGCGCACAUCCAAAGACAGUGACAACGCUUCUGGAAUCAUGGGAUUAUACAACUCUCCUACUCCCGCAAACGGUAUCAACAGUGCUCGAGUCAUUGCACCGUCUACACCCCCAUCCAAAACAACACCCCUACCGUCGUCGAUGAUGCACACACCGGGAGGAAGCAAUGGUCUCUUUGGCUUUGCGUUGAAUACCCCUUCCAACAACUUCAAUUUCGCCGACUUCUGCAACGUUACGCCAAGUCCUGCCCAAGUCAAUUGGGCAUCCAACAAAAGUCCUUUAUCUGCACGCGAGCCACAUCGAAAACUCAAUUUUGAUGGCCUGUUGCAACCAGGUACCAGCCCUGAAGUAGCAAGACACACGAGUGGUGGCACGCUGGAGCUAGGAGCCCUUCUC